AUGGACCUCAAAACAAUGAUUUCUCUUCUGUUGCUGCUGCUUGUGGGCCUCUGUAAGGCUCACCCUGCCAAUGAACAUGAAGCUGAUAGUGAGCUUUCUGUGGAAACAUCCACCGAGGACAUGAGCACAACUAUUCUGAGGAUGAACAAUGGAACUGAUUUCCUGUUGGAAGGAGAUUUGGAGAUUCCAAAGACGAGGAAUGCUAUGAAGUGCUUUAAUAAAGAAUAUAGCUGUCUUUGGCCAAAGUCUGCUAAUGGAAAUGUGGAAGUCCCUUUUACUAUAAGCGAGAAAUACGAUAACAAUGAGAGGAACGAGAUUCUAAAUGCCAUGAGAGGCUUCGCAACAAAAACCUGCAUUCGCUUCGUUCGACGUAGGAAUGAGAGGGCUUACAUAAGAAUUGAACCGAGAUUUGGGUGUGCCUCUUUACUGGGUCGUGUUGGAGACUUGCAGACACUGUCACUGCAGCGGUUUGGCUGUGUAAGCUACGGCAUCAUCCAGCACGAGCUGAUGCAUGCGCUGGGUUUCUACCAUGAACACACUCGUCCAGAUCGCGACCAGUAUAUUAAAAUCCAUUGGGAAAACGUCUUGGAGCAUUUAACCUUUAACUUCAAAAAGAAGGACUCUAAUACUCUCAACCUUCGGUAUGACUACACCUCUGUGAUGCACUAUGGAAGAAAUUACUUUGGGAAGCGAGGAUCAGAAACUAUAACUCCCAUCCUUGAUCCCAAUGCUCCUAUCGGCAAGGCGAAGAGCCUCUCUGCCUUCGACAUUCACAAAAUCAACCUGCUCUACAAAUGCUGGAAUUACAUAGGAUAG
Scomber japonicus (chub mackerel) is the source of this 816-nucleotide messenger RNA. Its product is annotated as low choriolytic enzyme-like. Lineage: Eukaryota; Metazoa; Chordata; Actinopteri; Scombriformes; Scombridae. Bases 1 to 816 code for a protein of 271 amino acids. The record is from RefSeq and is a predicted model, not a curated record. Gene Ontology annotation, molecular function: zinc ion binding; metalloendopeptidase activity. The transcript has 8 exons. Gene Ontology annotation, biological process: proteolysis.